Messenger RNA from Mirounga angustirostris (Northern elephant seal), 1982 nucleotides. RefSeq names its product vacuolar protein sorting-associated protein 26A-like. Gene Ontology annotation, biological process: intracellular protein transport; retrograde transport, endosome to Golgi. The record is from RefSeq and is a predicted model, not a curated record. The transcript has a single exon. Lineage: Eukaryota; Metazoa; Chordata; Mammalia; Carnivora; Phocidae. Gene Ontology annotation, cellular component: endosome; retromer complex.
CUGGGAGUUCUGAGUGAAGCGGAGUGAGGUGGUGGGGACGCGGCGGCAGCACUGACAAUGAGUUUUCUUGGAGGCUUUUUUGGACCCAUCUGUGAGAUCGAUGUUGUCCUUAAUGAUGGAGAAACCAGGCAAAUGGCUGAAAUGAAAACUGAAGAUGGCAAAGUAGAAAAACACUAUCUUUUUUAUGACGGAGAAUCUGUUUCAGGAAAGGUAAACCUAGCCUUUAAGCAACCUGGAAAGAGGCUAGAGCACCAAGGAAUUAGAAUUGAAUUUGUAGGUCAAAUUGAACUUUUCAAUGACAAGAGUAAUACUCAUGAAUUUGUAAACCUAGUGAAAGAACUAGCCUUGCCUGGAGAAUUAACUCAGAGCAGAAGUUAUGAUUUUGAAUUUAUGCAAGUUGAAAAGCCGUAUUAAUCUUACAUCAGUGCCAAUGUCCGCUUGAGGUAUUUUCUUAAAGUGACAAUAGUAAGAAGACUGACAGAUUUGAUAAAAGAAUAUGAUCUUAUUGUUCACCAGCUUGCCACAUAUCCUGAUGUUAACAACUCCAUUAAGAUGGAAGUGGGCAUUGAAGAUUGUCUACACAUAGAAUUUGAAUAUAAUAAAUCAAAGUAUCAUCUAAAGGAUGUGAUUGUUGGAAAAAUUUACUUUUUAUUAGUAAGAAUAAAAAUCCAACAUAUGAAGUUGCAACUGAUCAAAAAAGAGAUCACAGGAAUUGGACCCAGUACCACCACAGAAACAGAAACAAUUGCUAAAUAUGAAAUAAUGGAUGGUGCACCAGUAAAAGGUGAAUCAAUUCCAAUAAGACUGUUUUUAGCGGGAUAUGACCCAACUCCAACAAUGAGAGAUGUGAACAAAACAUUUUCAGUAAGGUACUUUUUGAAUCUAGUCCUUGUUGAUGAGGAAGACAGAAGGUACUUCAAGCAGCAGGAGAUCAUUUUAUGGAGAAAAGCUCCUGAAAAAUUGAGGAAACAGAGAAUAAACUUUCACCAGAGAUUUGAAUCACCAGAAUCACAGGCAUCUGCUGAACAGCCUGAAAUGUGAACUGAAUAGGAGAAAAAAAGAAAAACAAAAAACUCCUAUAUCCAUUGAGAUUAAGUUCAGCAGGUUAAAGAUGGUUGCAGCUUGUAGUGGGGGAAAAGGCCAAAACUCCAUUUAUAAUAGUCUUCCUUUAUCUUACAGUGCUGCAUUUAUUUUAUGAUACAACUAAAUGUUCUUCAUGUAUAUACAUUAAAAAAAGCGCUUUCUUUGAAACACUGGAACUUUCUUAAGCUGCCGUUUUUUCUUUCUUGUAUUUUUUUUUUUUACUGCACACUUUGACCUGAUAAUAAGCACUCAGAUAUGCAUAAACAUAAACAUUAAAGAUUUUCAUGUGAGUAGGCUGGUAUUUGUAAUUUUGCUUUUCUUAGUAAUGUUGAUUAUAAAUACUUUUCUCCUUUUUCAUGCUAAUAAUUACCUCUUAUUCUCUACAUGCAAAAAAUUAAGUAUUUCGUGUUCAAAUAAAGAAAGAAAAAUUGAAUGGGCCUUAAAUCCUGCAAAGAUUUAAAACAUGGCAUCUCAAUAUUUUUGAGGAAUACAUUUGUUUCUACAUGUGUGUUUGAGAAAUACCUAUGGAGUGUUUCACUGUAGGUGCUUUUGAUUCCACCAUUCCAUGGCUUCCUGAAUUGUAUCCUCUUUGAAGUCUUCUGUUUUGUGAAUGUUAAAAUUUUUCCCCGAGAUUAUGUGGCAUGUCACCGUGGCCUGCUUCCUUCCUUCCUUCCUCCUUGCCUUCCUCCCUCCCUCCUUCUCUUCCUUUUCUCUUUCUUUCAUUCAUUCUUUUCUUUCUUUCUUUUUUGCCAUAUUAAGUAACUAUUUUGCUAUUACUAUCCAGCAGGUACCACUGUAUGUUUUCUGCAAUGUAGAGUUGACUCUGUUGGCAUUUUCGAAUUUUUUAAAACUAUAUCAUUUUUCUGUAACUACUUUGAAUUUUUUUUUUUAAUUUAAGA